Messenger RNA from Quercus robur (English oak), 3469 nucleotides. RefSeq names its product kinesin-like protein KIN-14R. The coding region runs from base 111 to 3299 and encodes 1062 amino acids. The transcript is spliced from 19 exons. The record is from RefSeq and is a predicted model, not a curated record. Gene Ontology annotation, biological process: microtubule-based movement. Gene Ontology annotation, molecular function: microtubule binding; microtubule motor activity; ATP binding. Lineage: Eukaryota; Viridiplantae; Streptophyta; Magnoliopsida; Fagales; Fagaceae.
ACAAAACUCUCUCUCUCUCUCUCUCUCUCUCUCUAACAAGCUUUUAGAUUUUUCAUUCGCUCACAGUCCCAAAUCCCAAAGCUUUUGAAACAGAGCAGCUCCAUGCAAUUAUGGCACGCGUACACCAAGACCCAUUAACCCAAAACCCUGAUUCUUGCAAUUCUUGUGGCUUUCUUGAAGUCAGAAACGACCCAAGAAAGCUCCACAUGGAGUACGAUGCGGAUUCGAUCGACUCCGCACUAUGUGUUCCUGGUUCGAGGUUGCUUCGAACUGGGUUUUCGUGUACUAGUUGCACAGAUAAUCCAAUAAUGUUUAUAAAUGCUGGAGGUGGGAUCGUAAAGGAAGAAGGAAAUCUUAGCAUUCGAGUUCAGCCUGACAGCUUUUUCCAAGGAGGGGAUGCUCUAAGAACUGAAGAAACUAUAAUUGAGGGUGGCAAUAUACCAUCUCUUUAUCAAUCAGCUCGGGUUGGAAAUUUCUGUUACUUGUUCAACAACCUAUCCCCUGGGGACUAUUUUGUUGAUCUUCACUUUGCUGAAAUUAUAAACAUAAAUGGUCCUAGGGGAAUGAGAGUGUUUGAUGUGUUCAUGCAGGAAGAAAAGGUUCUAUCCAAACUUGAUAUCUAUUCCAUUGUUGGAGCAAACAAAGCAUUGCAGUUGGCAGAUGUUAGAGUUUCUGUGGGAGAGGGGGGGACAAUCAUAAUAAGGUUUGAGGGAGUUAAUGGAAACCCAAUGGUUAGUGGGCUUUGCAUAAAGAGGGCAGCAAGAUUACCCGCAUCCCAGGUUAAACAAGGAUACGUCAUAUGUAACAAUUGUGAUGCUGAGAUAGAAAUUUCAUCGGCUCAGAAUAAGUAUCUGAGGAUGAUGGCUACUGUCAAGUAUGAAAAGAAGAUAGAGGAGCUGAAGACCCAGUGCCAGCUCAAGACAGAUGAAUGUCAUGAGGCAUGGAUGUCAUUAACAGCUGCAAGCGAGCAGCUUGAGAAGGUUAGGAUGGAACUUGACAACAAGUUCCUUCAGAAUCUUUAUUUAGAUCAAGCUAUGGAAAAGCAAGCAGCAGAUUUGAGGGAUAUUUGUAGUAAGUACGAACGUGAUAAGAGGCUGUGGACUGCAGUUUUAGACAAUUUAGAAAAGAAAGUUACGGCCAUGAAAAAGGAGCAUUGUCAGCUAUCUCAUGAGGCACACCAGUGUUCUGAUUCUAUUCCUGAAUUGAACAAGAUGGUGUUUGCAGUUCAAGCAAUGGUUGCACAGUGUGAUGAUCUUAAAUUGAAGUUCAGUGAGGAGCAGGCAAAAAGAAAGAUGCUUUAUAACCAAAUUCAGGAAGCAAAAGGGAACAUCAGGGUGUUUUGUAGGUGUCGGCCUUUGAGGAAGGAAGAGAUAUCAGCUGGGUAUCCAAUGGUUACAGAUUUUGAUGCAGCUAAAGAUGGAGAACUUGGGGUAUUUGCAGGUGGAUCGACAAAGAAGAUCUUCAAGUUCGAUCGGGUUUAUACACCAAAGGAUGAUCAAGUUGAUGUAUUUGCGGAUGCUUCGCCAAUGGUAGUUUCGGUGUUGGAUGGCUACAAUGUAUGUAUAUUUGCAUAUGGGCAAACAGGGACAGGGAAAACUUUCACAAUGGAAGGCUCAGAGCAGAACCGAGGAGUCAAUUAUAGAACCUUAAAGCAGUUGUUCAAAAUUGCUGAGGAAAGAAAAGAUACUUUCACAUACAGUAUAUCUGUCAGUGUCCUUGAAGUCUACAAUGAGCAAAUCAGGGACUUGCUUGCCACUUCUCCAACAUCAAAGAAGUUGGAGAUAAGGCAAGCUUCUGAAGGGGUUCAUCAUGUACCAGGAAUUGUUGAAGCGAAAGUUGAGAACAUUAAGGAGGUCUGGAGUGUUCUGCAGGCUGGAAGCAAUGCAAGAGCUGUAGGGUCAAACAAUGUGAAUGAGCACAGUAGCCGAUCGCAUUGCAUGCUGUGCAUAAUGGUAAGCACAAAGAAUUUGAUGAAUGGCGAGUGCACCAAGAGCAAGCUAUGGCUUGUGGACUUAGCUGGCAGUGAGAGACUAGCAAAAACUGAGGUGCAAGGGGAUCGUCUCAAGGAAGCUCAAAACAUCAAUAGAUCUCUUUCAGCUCUUGGGGAUGUGAUUUCUGCUCUAGCAUCCAAAAGCUGCCACAUUCCAUUCAGGAACUCUAAACUCACACAUUUACUUCAAGACUCCUUAGGGGGUGAUUCCAAGACUUUGAUGUUUGUGCAAAUUAGCCCUUCCGAGCAGGACUUAGGUGAGACUCUAAGUUCAUUAAAUUUUGCGACUCGGGUUCGUGGGGUGGAUUUGGGUCCUGCGAGGAAGCAAAUUGAUUUGGGUGAGCUUCAAAAGCUGAAAAUGAUGCUUGAUAAAGCCAAGCAAGAAUUGAGAUCCAAAGAAGAGGCUUUGAAGAAAUUAGAAGAGAACUUGCACAAUUCAGAAGGUAAGGCCAAGGGCAAGGAUCAGCUUUGCAGAAGUCAACAAGAGAAGGUCAGCGAACUUGAAGGGCGACUUGCAUCAAAGACACAGUUUUGCAGACAGCUGGAGAAGCAAUUGUUAGAACUUGCAGACGAAAUGAAGGAAAAGGAAGAAAUUUGCUUAAAUCUUCAGCAGAAGGUGAAGGAGCUUGAGAACAAGCUGAAAGAGCGGGAGCAUACAAAGCCUAUGACUCUUCAACACAAGGUCAAGGAGCUUGAGAACAUGUUGAAAGAUAGAACACAUCAAUUUGAGCAUCAUUCUGCAAUGUUACAACAACAGGUCAAUGAACUUGAAAACAAGCUGACAACAGAAGGACGCAACCAAGGAUUUCAAAUGCUUCAACAAAAGAUCAAAGAGCUUGAAGGACAGUUGAAACUGCAAGAACAACAAGAGUCUGUGCUACCAGUAUGUUGUGCAGAAAAGUUAGGAGUCACCCCUAAUCAAACAAAAUCCAGGAUAAGAGUACAAGUUCUACAAGAAAUGGAUCACCAAAGUACGAGGAACUUAAACUCUAUGAACCAAACAAUUAACCAAGAGUCUGUCUUGCUCAAAGGCACUGAUUCUCUACACAAGAUAAGGAGAAGGAGAGAACUCCAAAGCACAGGGACAGAGAACAAUAUCUUAUUGUCAACUCCUGUGCUUAAUAAGAGGAUACUAUCUACUGAAUCAAAAAAUGCAAGGUCUAUUGAUCAAUCCAGAGCAUUGGCAAGGCUUACUAGAAGUACAAAAUCGGCAGCUACUUCUCAUAGAAUAUUAUCCAGCAAUAAACUUUAUAAAGAUCAGGUGCAAGGGAAUAAGGAGAGUAACAAGUCAAAGAUUUGGUUAAGAUAGAAGCAAGUGCACUUUCAUUAUGUUGCACUUCAAUCUUUAUUAAGUUCUUGAAUUCUUUUCUGCCACUCUUCGUGAUUUUUUUUUUUGGUCUGCAUGUUGUGAAUAUCUGAGAAUAUAGAAUGUGAAUUGUUUGAUACCGGUAUCAAUGAUUACGUUACUACCUUUUCCCC